UAGAAACAUAUCAAUAUAUAAUGGGUAAUAAUUGAGCAACUGCAGAGACAGAGUUCGGAAGUAUCUUUGUACGUCUAGAUCAGAAGGCACCCUACUCUGGACAAAUCCUUAACGGGACUGUGUACUUGGAGCUGAAGCAAAACUACCCAGCUCAGAGUGUGAGUGUGGGGCUUGAAGGGUGUGAAGCGUUUGAUUGGGGAAAAGGAAAAGGAGGAGGGACUAAUCUAAAUUUUACACUCAAAAAAGAGCUUGUGAAUAAAGCAACUGUGCUAUAUACUUUCUCAGAAGCAGGAGCUCUGGCUGGACAGUAUUCAUUCCCAUUUCAAUUCCAGGUCCCAUCUGAUCUCCCAAGUAGCUUUUAUUCCUUAGGUAUUAAACCCAAGAAAGCUCUUGUGAAAUAUGUUUUUAGAGGUAUUCUGAGAUCAAGCGAAAAGACCGUCAAAGAUCUAACAUUUGAGAGUGUACUGCCAAUAAACGAAGUUUCUCAAAUCUCUCUAAGCGAGAUUCAUUUGUCUACCUGAGAUUCUAUAACCAGCUGGUUUGGAAUGAAGAAGCAUGGAGUAGCAAGCUUAAGCAUUAAGAUUCCCAAAGACUAUUUUACAACUAAAGAGAUGAUCAGAAUAAAGGCAAGCAUUGAUAAUUCUCAAUGUGAUCUUCCGGUGAAGAAGAUCUUUGUUGCUCUCAAGCAGCUGACUGAGAGAAGAAAGUAUAAUGGAGCAUUUGAAUCUUUGACUGAUACUACAGAUAGCUUGAUAUUACCAAUUUGGUUAAAUAAUUAUGAAGAAGUUGGUGCAUUUGAAUCAACAGAAGGAUUCACAAGAGAUAUCGAAAUCAAUCUAAAAUAUGUAACAGGAACCCUUUUAAAGAAAAACUUUGAUGAGAUAUCUGACUAUUCAGAUAAAGAGAUUAUGCUUGUUCAAGAUCUUCAGGCGUCUUCUAGUGGAAGCUACACAACAAUUUCCUAUCACAUCACUAUAAAGUUAUGAUAUGGAAUUGCUUCAAGGAGAUCUACAAAGAUCAGAAUCCCAAUAUUCCUAAAGAAUCCCGAAUCUGAAACCCCUGAUCAAAUACAUAUCCCAGCCGACUUCAACCCUCUCGAGCUCCAAACAGCCUCCCCCAUAAUCCCAGCCCCUAUCCCCUCCCCACACCUCCUCUAGCCUCCACUCAAUCUCUACCCCACCCCUCCUCAUAAAAGAACCGUAU
Moneuplotes crassus is the source of this 1203-nucleotide messenger RNA. The record is from the annotation of a GenBank genome assembly. NCBI's taxonomy places the organism in Eukaryota, Ciliophora, Spirotrichea, Euplotida, Euplotidae.